Thlaspi arvense is the source of this 855-nucleotide messenger RNA. The record is from the annotation of a GenBank genome assembly. Lineage: Eukaryota; Viridiplantae; Streptophyta; Magnoliopsida; Brassicales; Brassicaceae.
AUGGUGAUCGCUCAGCGGCUUUGCUUCGCAUGCACUUCCAUGAUUGCUUCGUUCGGGAAAGCUUUCGUAUUCGUUGACUUGUUAUAUUCCGGAAACAUUGCAAGGCCUGCAAGACUCAACUCCAAGAAAAUCACAGAGAAAGAUGCAGGGCCAAGCCUAACUGUCCGUGGUAACGAGUUCAUCGAUGGGAUCAAGAAAAACCUGGAAGUUAUUUGUCCUGCCACCGUCUCUUGUGCCGAUGUUAUCACAUUGGCAACAAGAGAUGCGAUAGCUCUUGCCGUAGGAGCCAAGUACAAUGUCCCAACCACCAGACGUGAUGGGACGGUCUCAGACUGCGGCCUUGUCAGCCUUCCAGAGCCAUCACUUACUGUGUCACAAGCCUUCCAAUUCUUCAGAAACAAAGGGCUUAAUAUGAAUGCCAUGGUGACAUUUCUUGGUGCACACAGUGUUGGAGUUGCCCACUGUGGCUUCUUUCAAGACUGUCUUUCCAACUUCCAAGGAACAGGGAAGCCCGAUCCCACCAUGGACUCUGCUCUCGUAUCCAAGCUGUUCAAAACUUGUGGAACCCAGUUCAGGCCAUUGAACAGCGACCCGACUGCAUUUUUGGAUCAAAAUACGUCUUUUGUUAUGGAUAAUGAGUUCUACAAACAGAUCCGAGUUAAGAAAAGAGUCCUUCAAAUUGAUCAAGAACUUGCACUGGAUAAAUCAAGUGCUGAUAUCGUGUCCACCCUCGCGUCCAAUGCUCUAGGUUUCCAGCAGAAUUUGGCAAAGGCGAUGGUGAAGAGGGGUAACAUUGAAGUUCUAGUCGGAAAUGCUGGCCAAAUUAGAAAGAAGUGUAGAGUUAUAAAUAAAUAA